UCGUAGGCCGUCCUGUGCCGGCAUGGGCACACCGGCUGUGACAGCUUGCGGCUUCUGGUUAUCCCCUGUACCGUGUCCGCAGUCUCUGGGGAUCCCCUGUACCGUGUCCGCAGUCUCUGGUCAUCUCCUGUACCGUGUCCACAGUCUCUGGUCAUCCCCUGUACUGUGUCCGCAGUCUCUGGUCAUCUCAUGUGCCGUGUCCACAGUCUCUGGUCAUCCCCUGUACUGUGUCCGCAGUCUCUGGUCAUUCCCUGUACCGUGUCUGCAGCCUCUGGACGUCCCCUGUACUGUGUCCGCAGUCUCUGGUCAUCUCCUGUACCAUGUCCGCAGUCUCUGGUCAUCUCCUGUACUAUGUCUGCAGUCUCUAGUCAUCUCCUGUACCAUGUCCGCAGUCUCUGAUCAUCUCCUGUACCAUGUCUGCAGUCUCUGGUCAUCUCCUGUACCGCGUCCGCAGUCUCUGAUCAUCUCCUGUAGUAUGUUUGCAGUC
This is a messenger RNA of Staurois parvus, 487 nucleotides long. The record is from the annotation of a GenBank genome assembly. Lineage: Eukaryota; Metazoa; Chordata; Amphibia; Anura; Ranidae.